Messenger RNA from Penicillium canariense, 705 nucleotides. RefSeq lists its product as uncharacterized. The transcript has a single exon. The coding region runs from base 1 to 705 and encodes 234 amino acids. Lineage: Eukaryota; Fungi; Ascomycota; Eurotiomycetes; Eurotiales; Aspergillaceae. The record is from RefSeq and is a predicted model, not a curated record.
AUGGAAGGAAAGCAGAAAGAUUCCCUCGCCUUUCCUAUCAUAUGCCUACUCUUCUCCUUCACGUUUACAGCCUACCUCCGCCGUGCUUGGGUCCUGCAGCAGCUCCGACCAUACAAGCAUCUCAUCCGCCGUACCGUGCGCCAGUGGCAGUAUAGGAUCCGAAAAUGGAGCCGCUGGCUGCGUCACAUCACUGACAGUCGCCGCGAUGGAAACGUGGACAGAACGUAUGACACGCAUGAGCCUUCUGACACCGCCAGUGGACACCAGACAGACCUAUUCGACUUGGGCUCCCCGACAUACUCCGCCGAUGGAUCUUCGUUGGAUGGCUCAGAUAUUACCAGCUCAGACUCUGAUUCAGAGCUAAAUGUGACGAUGUACAUCCCAGACUCAUCCCAGGACAGUACCUCAAACGCAAGCAGCAGCAGGGAACACUCAUCCUUUACCCAAUCCCAACCCAUCUCCCGACCGACCUGGACAAUCGACUCCCUCGGCCGCACGAUACUCAACCGCGCCCCAGAACCCCUCCCCCGUGCGCAGUGGGAAAUUAAGCUCGAGGAGCACAUCCACAACGGCCGCGGGCCCGGCGCCUGGCUCGACAGGAUAAUAGACUGGAUGGCCCGCCGUGUCGCCGCAGACUUCGAAGCUGAGGUGCGCGCUGAAUUUGAACAAUCGGGUAUCGGCCGCCGACCGCCCAAUCCCAUCUAG